UAAAUCCUCAUCCUCAUCAUUUUUCUUUUGUUGAAAAACUUUCAACUUGUAGAAUAGAUAGAAUGUAUAUUCAUGCUGAUGUAUAGUUGAGGGAAUUUUCUUUGAUUUUAGUUAAUAGAUCCUCCACUAUAGUCUUGGUGAUGGGAUGAUUCAUUCCCACAAAUUCUUGGUAAUGGGAUUAUCACAAAAAAAAAAGGAAAAAAAUAUGAGAAAAUAUGAACAAGAAGGGGCAAUUUGGUAAAGUGAGAUGCAAUCUAUAUUAUAUUGUGGUGGGAAGAAACUGAGGCGGUCAUGUGGGAAGCAAACAGGAGGAUCCUAUAGAUUUGAGAGCUCCACCUCCCCUCUCUUUUAAACAACCUCAGAGCAUUGCAGAGAGUUGAAAACAAAGAAAGAAAAAGAAGGAGAGGGGGAUAAAUAAAGAGAGAAAAAAGCCUCUCAAGGAUAUACACCGAAGACAUAAGCAUAUACAAGAUGGUUUCUAGGGAGCACAAGAGAGCAGCACUGCAUGAGAAGCUGCAACUUCUUCGUUCCAUUACUAACUCUCAUGCUCUGAACAAAACAUCAAUCAUAGUAGAUGCAUCAAAGUACAUUGAAGAGCUAAAACAGAAAGUAGAAAGGCUGAAUCAAGAUAUAGAAGCUGCACAAACUUCAAAUCAUCAAAACCCAUUGCCUAUGCAGGUCACAGUAGAAACCCUAGAGAAGCGAUUUCUGAUAAAUGUAUUCUCAGAAAAGAGCUGCCCUGGUCUGCUUGUUUCUAUCCUGGAAGCCUUUGAACAACUGGGUCUCAACGUGCUGGAAGCUAGGGUUUCUUGCACUGACAGUUUUAGAUUACAAGCAGUUGGAGGAGAAAAUGAAGAACAAAGUGAAACCAUUGAUGCACAAGUCGUGAAACAAGCAGUGUUGCAAGCUAUUAAGAAUUGGAGUGAAAGUACUGAUCAACAGGAGCAAAAUUAAUGGAAUUUUGUAAUUGUUAUCCAUUAACUUUCUUUCAUGCAUUUUCUUUCUUGAUGUAGGUUAUUGGCAAUGUUGUUAAUGAUCAAUCAUUAAUCCCAAAUUUAAUGUUACAAAUUAA
Molecule: messenger RNA, 1072 nt
Organism: Theobroma umbraticum
Lineage: Eukaryota; Viridiplantae; Streptophyta; Magnoliopsida; Malvales; Malvaceae
Product: transcription factor bHLH61-like
Biological process (GO): regulation of DNA-templated transcription
Cellular component (GO): nucleus
Molecular function (GO): protein dimerization activity; sequence-specific DNA binding; DNA-binding transcription factor activity
Source: RefSeq, a predicted model, not a curated record